AUGGCGCCAGGCGCGAUACUAGAUCCGACUCACGAUGCUCCGAGUCCCCUAUCAACGGCCAAAGAUGACAUUCUUCGAACCGUCCAUCCCCAUUUCCUGAUCGAAGAGCAUCCGGUUGAUGAGCAACAAGCUGUUCGAGCCAUCGUUGUGGGCGCCGGCAUAUCUGGCAUCAUCGCUGCUAUUUUACUUCCCGCAAAGGUUCCAAAUCUGGAUCUUGUAAUCUAUGAGAGAAACAGCGACCUUGGAGGCGUCUGGCAUACCAAUGUCUAUCCAGGUGUUCGAUGCGAUGUGCCUGCCCAUGCCUACCAGGCUACAUUCGCUCCAUCAACGGAGUGGACUGAGGCGUAUGCAGCUGGCGCUGAGAUUCAAUCUUAUUGGCAAGGUGUAGCAGACAAGUAUGACGUGCGCAAGUACAUUCACUUAAAGCAUAGUGUUACGGCUGCAGAAUGGUCCGAGGAAAAGGCCAAAUGGAUUGUCAAGAUACAAACGGACGAUGGUGUGGUCACUGACGAGGCCAAUUUUUUGAUCACUGCCACGGGUCACUUUAGCGACCCGAAACUUCCUCAGUAUCCUGGCAUCGACAAGUUUGAGGGGCAUUUACGACAUACCUCAAAUUGGGACCCAAAGUUUGAUCCAAAGGGGAAACGAAUCGCAGUCAUUGGAAAUGGUGCUUCCGGGCUACAAGUGCUCCCUCAACUACAAAAGGUGGCCGCGAGCAUUGAUCAUUACGCCCGCAACAAGACUUGGGUUGCAGCACCGAUAGGAGGAGAAGAUUUGGCGGAAUUUGUCGCAGAGAACGUUGAAGACGCGCGAUCUGAUCCUGAAAAGUAUCUUAGAUUCCGGAAAGCCCUGGAGGCCAAACUUUUCAGUCGAUUCGGGGGCAUAUUCAAAGACGGUUCUCAGAAUGUCGCAGCUGAAAGCUACAUCAGAGAGCUCAUGAGAGCACGGCUCGGAGCGAACCCCAAGCUUGCUGAUGAAAUCAUUCCAGAAUUCCCAGUAGGCUGCCGUCGAUUGACUCCAGGGCCCGGCUACCUUGAGGCUUUGGCCGCGGAUAAUGUCAACUAUAUUACCGACCAAAUCUCCGAGUUCACUGAAACCGGAAUUCGGACUGUGGAUGGCACUCUUCGUGAAGUUGACGCUGUCAUUUGCAGCACAGGGCAUGAUAUCACAUUCAGCACUCAAUUUCCAGUCGUCUAUAAGGGAACUGACCUACAAAAGGCUUGGAGGCCCGGCGGAAAACCAGGAUUCCCAGACACCUAUCUUGGGAUGCUUGCUCCAGAGGUCCCAAACUUUCUGACCGUUCUUGGGCCCAACGCCACAGGACCGGCAGGGACACUGUGUCAUGCCGUCGAAAAUCAGCUCACAUACGUCGCCAAGGUACUUCGCAAGUUUGCUUCUCAGGGGUUACGAACCAUAGCUCCGACAAAGGCCGCAACUCUUGACUUCCGAGCGUACGUCGAAGCCUUCUUCCCUCGUACUGUUAUGAGCGAGCACUGUAGCUCCUGGUACAAUGGCGGUAUCAAGGGAGGAAGGAUUCAUGGUCUCUGGCCCGGGAGUGCCGCCCAUGUUGACCUGGUUCGGAAAGAUCCAAGAUGGGAGGACUUUGAGUAUACGUAUCAGAACCCCCAGGGGAAUAGAUUUGGGUGGCUAGGAAAUGGUUGGACCAAGAAAGACGUUGCAGCCGCUCAUGGAGAGACUAGCGUUGAUUUAGACCUGACUCCUUGGCUGGAGAAGGACGCUUUCAGUGGCGAUGUCGACCUGAAAAGCUACCAUGAGAGAUGGUGGGUGAGCUAG
Messenger RNA from Colletotrichum orchidophilum, 1794 nucleotides. RefSeq lists its product as uncharacterized. The coding region runs from base 1 to 1794 and encodes 597 amino acids. Gene Ontology annotation, molecular function: flavin adenine dinucleotide binding; N,N-dimethylaniline monooxygenase activity; NADP binding. The transcript has 3 exons. The record is from RefSeq and is a predicted model, not a curated record. Lineage: Eukaryota; Fungi; Ascomycota; Sordariomycetes; Glomerellales; Glomerellaceae.